GGCUCUGACAGUCCCUCCGAUCUUCACUUGCGUUUGACAAUAAGCCACCGGGCUACAUUCGCCGCAGGUUUCUGACUGUCGGAGCUUGGCUUAGGAGCGUGCCGUAGUGGCCCCGGCAGCGCCCCUUUCGCCUGGGGCUCAGAGAUCGCUUCCGAAGGCGUCCAGUUUGUGGAUCUGUGUUGAGGGGACUUCGUAGGGGGGCCAAGCUGUGCGAAUCACAGAGCAUCCCGGAGCCCCGGCUGCUCAUGGCGGGAGACGUUAGGGACAAAUUGGAAGACAUGGCUUCCGUCUACGAGUUCGACCCCAUCACGGGCAAUAUUCCGGCAACUAAAGUGGAAAUUACAGUUUCUUGCAGGAAUCUUUUAGACAAAGACACCUUCUCGAAAUCGGACCCAUUGUGCGUCCUGUACACCCAGGGGGUGGAGUCUAAGCAGUGGAGAGAGUUCGGGAGAACAGAAGUGAUCGACAACACACUGAACCCCGACUUCGUCCGGAAGUACAUCCUGGACUACUUCUUUGAGGAGAAGCAGAAUCUUCGCUUUGACUUGUACGAUGUGGACUCCAAAAGUCCGGAUCUGUCAAAACAUCCCCACGAAUUCAACGACUUCCUGGGCCAGAUGUUCUGCACCCUGGGUGAGAUUGUGGGGUCGCCAGCCAGUCGGCUAGAAAAGCCUCUUGGGGGCAUUGCGGGGAAGAAGUGCGGAACGAUCAUCCUGUCUGCCGAGGAGCUGAGCAACUGCAGGGACAGUGCCACAAUGCAAUUCUGUGCCAAUAAGCUGGACAAGAAGGACUUUUUUGGCAAGUCCGACCCCUUCAUGGUGUUCUUCAGGAGCAACGAGGAUGGAACGUUCACCAUCUGCCACAAGACGGAGGUGGUGAAGAACACGCUAAACCCCGUGUGGCAGCCCUUCACCAUCCCGGUGCGGGCGCUCUGCAAUGGCGACUACGACAGGACGAUCAAGGUUGAGGUUUACGACUGGGAUCGGGAUGGCAGCCACGACUUCAUUGGCGAAUUCACAACGAGCUACCGGGAGCUAGCACGGGGCCAGAGCCAGUUCAACGUCUACGAGGUGGUAAAUCCGAAAAAGAAAAUGAAGAAAAAGAAAUAUGUGAAUUCGGGAACGGUGACGCUGCUGUCCUUCUCCGUGGAGUCAGAGUGCACCUUCCUGGACUACAUCAAAGGGGGGACCCAGAUCAAUUUCACUGUAGCCAUUGACUUCACUGCAUCUAACGGUAACCCCUCCCAGUCCACCUCACUGCACUACAUGAACCCCUACCAGAUGAACGCCUAUGCCAUGGCACUCAAGGCCGUGGGUGAAAUCAUCCAGGACUAUGACAGCGACAAGAUGUUUCCGGCCCUGGGCUUUGGUGCCAAGCUGCCCCCGGAUGGACGGGUGUCCCACGAGUUUCCCCUGAAUGGUAAUAUAGAAAAUCCAUACUGCAAUGGCAUAGAGGGGAUUUUAGAAGCCUACCACCAAAGCCUGAAGACAGUGCAGCUCUACGGACCCACCAACUUUGCCCCAGUUAUUAAUCAUGUGGCCAGGUAUGCAGCAGCCGUACAGGACGGGUCUCAGUACUUCGUCCUCCUCAUCAUCACAGAUGGCGUCAUAUCAGACAUGGCGCAGACCAAGGAAGCCAUCGUCAACGCUGCUAAACUUCCAAUGUCUAUCAUUAUCGUUGGGGUGGGACAGGCCGAGUUUGACGCUAUGGUGGAGUUGGAUGGUGAUGACAUCAGGAUUUCUUCCCGUGGGAAGUUGGCAGAACGAGACAUUGUCCAGUUCGUGCCCUUCCGUGACUAUAUGGACCGGACGGGUAACCACGUCCUGAGCAUGGCCCGGCUGGCGAAGGACGUCCUGGCCGAGAUCCCUGACCAGUUCAUCUCCUACAUGAAGUCGCGGGGCAUCAAACCCAAUCCGUCGCCACCCCCGUACACGCCGCCCGGACUUCUUCUCCACACACAGAUCUGAGCUCACUUGCCAGGAGUGGCGGAGGCGGAUCCCCACAGAACUUUGGGACGUCUGUGGACUUCAGCUGGACUUCCUUAUGGAACAGAGACUUCGGAAGGGAGAGAGGUUUCUGUUGUUUGAGUUUAUUUUUCUUGGAGGGAUGGGACAGGUAGGACUUGGCAAAGUGAUUUUUCGAAAAUGUCGAUCAGAAUGAUGGUGUUUCUGGAUGUCUGGAACAUCGAACAGCGUGCAGAGGAGCUGGAGAAGGAGUGGACUGUGUUAGUGGUUUAAACUUGUGCCGUGUGUGGUUAUCUAAAUGUUCUGGGGCGUUUCGCGCUCCUCUGGUCUGUGAAACCGCUCGCCAUAACUGUUCUUCAGCAUGUCUGUGGCUGCUAUUCGUGGACACUUUUCUGAACUGUGUCUUUCGAAAAUAUCCACACAACGAUUCCUUAAAUUUCAGCUACUGAAUAUGGGGAAUAUGCAUACGAUGCUCAAAGUCUUGUUUUUACAGCUUGCUCUGGCAUUUAUCUAUUAUUUUUUUUACCAGGUCAGUGAUCCAUCUGACAUUCCAUGGAACACAGUACAGUUACAAAAUGGAGUGUCAGGCUCCUCCAGCAGGGAGACUGUGGAGAACAUACUGUUCAUUAUGCCCAAAUGUGAAAAAUGUUUGUUACUUUUUCAAGGAUGAAUAAGGCGCACCAAUGUCUUUUGAUAAUGCACCAUGGAAUUUGAAUAAUGUCAGUAAUUUAAUCACAGUAUGUUCCGAGUAAUGGUCAUAAUAUGUCUUAAUGGACAUGAUGUUUUGGUCAGGCACCCUCCUGUACUGAUAUGGGAUUUUUGGAAAGCAUUUUCAUAACUGCAUUUUGUAUUAGAGAGUUUCUAGAGCAUCUGGUCUGCCAUUGCUGUUCAUGCCACCCGACAUUUUGCCCACACGCCUCGAGGUUAUAUCACGGGGAUGGGGUCGUGACCCUUGCUGGGUCUCCCGCCUUUUAGCGCCACUCAAUGGUAGCGAUAAAUAGCUACUUGAUAAGCCACGUUUUCCGAAGCAUUUCUCCCGUCUGCAGCCGAUACGGCAGGACAUGCCGGAAGCUCUUUCUUCAGGAAACACUCCAGGGAUUAAGCUCCUCUAGGCCUCAGCCGCUGACUCUCAGAUGCUUAUUUUCUUGUUAAGAUUAUAAUAUGGGAGGCAGUGUUUUGGAUGCACAUGGUGACAGGUAUAGCCCGACCUCAGUUUUUUUACUGACAGAGAUUCAGGACACUAACAUCUUGGGGACGCAUGUACCCAGAGUACUAUGUUCACCAUUGUUUAAUAAUUUUUUUCACUUUGCUCCUAUUCUUUAGGGAAGGUUCCCUACAGCUUUUAAUGAACUGUGGAGAACUCCUUGUCUCAAUGGGAUUCCAGUGAGAAUUAAUGAAGUAUUCAUCAAAAUGAAAAAUCCACUUCCCUUAUAAUCUGUAAAAAUAAGACUUCCGACGAAGUGUUCCUCUACCUUAUGGGGACAACACAGGUUCCAUCAAGGCUAAAAACAGGAUGAAUGGAUUUAGCGGCCAGGUUCCAGCUGCACUCUCAGUUGCAUGUAGGAACCGGUAAUUUUCGAAACAUGAAGGUUAAUUUGUAGGUGUUAUUUUCCCUGCAUGUCACACAAUCAUUGACGGCCACCUUUGUUGUUUGAUUAUUAUUAUUGUUAUGGUGAUUAUUAUGUGCCAGAGGUCUGUCACGGGGGCAGAGCCGCAAACAAAUUCACAAGUACUCGGCACACAAAGACUUUUUCCGUGUUCCAGUGCUAUUCCGGCGCUGCACUCAGCUGACCCCAUUUACAGCUCUGCCCAGUUAAUUAGCGCAGCCAACGGGAUGUCAUUAAUUGUGGAGUCUGUGAGCAAGGUGCUGGUGAGCAACUACCAUGGAAACGUGAAGGAUCGACAGAACCCAGCCCUGUUCUAUUCAUGCAUCCCAGUCAAAUAAAGCACAGUAUAUGUUUUUUUUAAAAAAAAGAAAACAUUUAAAAAGAGGGGGAUUAAUUAGCAAUCGGAGCAAUUUAGAUGAAAUGUGAGUUAAUGAUUUUUAACUAAUGUGACUCACAUUUGGAGUGUUGGGCUAUUUAACAAUAUUUAUGGCACCUGAUUAGGCUCCCAGAAUCACAAGCAUAUGAAUUUACCUGCUGAGUUUCUGGAACAGAGGUUUUCUUUCUCCUGAUCCACACACUCGUCUUUCACUGUCGCGACAUUUCGCUGUGGAGCCGUGCGAUUUGCGCAGCGGCUUCACUGUGGGACUAGAUUUAAAUGCGUCAGUUUUGUAAAAAUGUUCCUUCUGGAAAUGGAAACGAGGACAAUACUAAUGAUGGUAGAGAUGCUAUCAGUAUGGAUGACCGGACUGGGUAACCCAAUCAGAUAAUCUGUGGACAAACAGGUCUUUUGCCUGAGUGAACCAGAAUCACAUAAAACACAGACAUCAUCAUUGUUUUGACGAAUGGCAUAAAUACUUAAUUUAUCUGCUAUGUUGCAAGUCAUUAGGAAAUUGAUUAGAACAGUUAAGGUUGUCUUUGAAUAGAUCCACAUUAUUCAGUGUUAAACACAGAACAUAAUCAUUUAACAAGUCAUUAAAUUUACGUUCGAUACUUAUAUACAAUUAGUAAUAAAUAGAGAGAUUUUUAUAGUUUUUCUGGACAUACUGUAUGUAGUGGGUGAUUUUUUUGGAAGAUUUAAAGUGUGAUGUUAAGGUAUUAGGGAUGCGUUGAUGCAAGAAUACCAGUUGUUUCAUUUUGUUUUGCAUUCCCAACGUAGUGUUUUUCCCCAUUAGGCAAAGUGUCACUCCGCGAUCCUCUGGGGACAAAGCGGACUUUCAGCUGCUGGUGGGGUGACAGGCCCCGCCCACAUUUGUAACAUACUGUACCAAGCCAGGAUAUCUGGCAAACGUGCAUGUUUGCGUUCAAAAUGGCUGCACGUCCACUGAGUCGCUGCACUUCCUGUGUCUUGUGCUUGGCACUUCCUGUUUUUGACUUGUUUCUAUGGCGAUUAUUCUAAUGGAAAACUAUAGCCGCCCAGCAUGUCACAAUUGUUAUGGUUUUUCUUUUCUCCUUUUUUAUUUAUUAUUUAUUUCUUAUUAUUUUUUUUGCCAUUCUAGUGCUUUAUUG
Messenger RNA from Brienomyrus brachyistius, 5077 nucleotides. Its product is annotated as copine-5. Gene Ontology annotation, molecular function: calcium-dependent phospholipid binding. Bases 246 to 1967 code for a protein of 573 amino acids. Gene Ontology annotation, cellular component: plasma membrane. Gene Ontology annotation, biological process: cellular response to calcium ion. The transcript is spliced from 21 exons. The record is from RefSeq and is a predicted model, not a curated record. NCBI's taxonomy places the organism in Eukaryota, Metazoa, Chordata, Actinopteri, Osteoglossiformes, Mormyridae.